Molecule: messenger RNA, 789 nt
Organism: Macroventuria anomochaeta
Lineage: Eukaryota; Fungi; Ascomycota; Dothideomycetes; Pleosporales; Didymellaceae
Product: thiamine pyrophosphokinase
Exons: 2
Coding region: 1-789 (262 amino acids)
Biological process (GO): thiamine diphosphate biosynthetic process; thiamine metabolic process
Molecular function (GO): thiamine binding; thiamine diphosphokinase activity; ATP binding
Source: RefSeq, a predicted model, not a curated record
AUGGGUACACCUGAGUUGUGCGAGUUGGAUCCUACCAUCUUUCUGGCUGAGAACGAUCAUCCUGAAAAAUCAGCAAACCCGCCCGAUCUGCUUAUCCUGAACCAGCCCAUCACCGACUUUGCUACAUUCUCCCGGCUAUGGGGACAUACCAACUAUCACAUAUGCGCCGACGGUGGUGCAAACAGGCUUCAUGACAUGUUCAAAGGUGAUCUCGAGAAACAAAGAGACCAAUAUCUUCCAAGUAUCAUCCACGGUGAUCUCGACUCGCUGCGCGACGAUGUGCGCGCAUACUAUGAGUCCCAUGGCGUUGAGGUACUACGAGAUGGCGACCAGUACAGCACAGAUUUCGGAAAGACGAUGUCCAAGAUCUCUGCGCGAGACAAUGCGGCAUCACAGAAAGAUGUGUUGAUUCUUGGUACUCUAGCAGGCCGAGUGGACCAAGGUCUCGGACUUUUGCAUGAGAUGAUCAGAGAAGAGACCAAGCAUCCAAAUUUGCGCUUAUGGCUCUUUUCUGAGUCCAGCCUCUCCCUUAUUCUCAGGAGCAGACGAACGGUUGUUCACAACCUCUUGUCCAGCGGGCUCUUUACAGAGAAUUUGGGUCUUGUUCCUGUCUAUGGCCCAGCAACUAUCAGCACAGCCGGACUGGAAUGGGAUGUCAGAGAUUGGUUCACACAGAUGGGCGGUCAAGUCAGUACAAGCAAUCACGUCAAGGCUGACAAGGUACAAGUUGAUACAGACGGACCAAUACUCUUCACCAUAGAACGGGCGCCAUUAGAGCAAACGUCGUAA